AUGGCCUUGGGGAUUUCUGCCGGAUAUCAGACCACAUCCACUAACGCGCUGCUAGUGGUAGCGGGGAUGCCCCCGAUCGAACUGAUAGUAGAAGAGAUGGUAAGAAGAGCCAAGAAGGAGAAAAGAUCGGUGGAGGAAGAGAGACAUGACACAGUGAAGAGGUGGCAGAGGCUAUGGAGUCAAAUCAAUAAAGGGAAAUGGACGGGGAAACUGAAACCAGAGGCGACACCAUGGUACUACAGAGACAAUGGACAGAAAAACCACUUCUUGACACAACUAACUACAGGCCCUGGGGAUUUCAACCAGUAUCUCCACAGAAUAGGGAAAAUUCCCAACGCAAUGGUCAGUGUGGAAGCGAAAUAG
This is a messenger RNA of Zophobas morio, 363 nucleotides long. RefSeq lists its product as uncharacterized. The record is from RefSeq and is a predicted model, not a curated record. NCBI's taxonomy places the organism in Eukaryota, Metazoa, Arthropoda, Insecta, Coleoptera, Tenebrionidae. The transcript has a single exon. Bases 1 to 363 code for a protein of 120 amino acids.